UCUCACAGGGGCCCCAGCCUGAAGGAUGCUGGGCGGAGCCAGACUAGCUGCUCAACAGGUCAGCUGGCUGCUAGGGGUUGCUUAGUGCUUCUGGAGGGACAAGACAGAGACUGGCAUGGAGCAGGGGAAGCAGCUGGCUGGCCUCAUCCUGGCCGUCACUCUUCUUCAAGGUACUCUGGCCCAGUCAAAACAAGAAAUUCCUGUGGUGAGAGUAAACAGCGAUCGAGAAGAUGGUUCGGUACUUCUGACUUGUGAGUCACCAGACAAAGAUGUCAAAUGGUUUAAAGAUGGGAAGGAAAUGGAGCCCCACAAAAAGAAUAAAAAUACACAGAAUCUGGGAAGCAGUUUCACGGACCCUCAAGGGAUAUAUUGGUGUCAAGGAUCCAAGAACCGCUCAAGAACACUCCAAGUGUAUUUCAGAAUGUGUCAGAAAUGCAUUGAACUAAGCGGAGCCACCAUAUCUGGCUUUGUCUUCGCUGAGAUCAUCAGCAUUUUCUUCCUUGCUGUUGGGGUCUACUUCAUUGCUGGACAGGAUGGAGUUCGCCAGUCAAGAGCUUCGGACAAGCAGACUCUGUUGUCCAAUGACCAGCUCUACCAGCCCCUCAAGGAUCGGGAAAAUGACCAUUACAGCCACCUUCAAGGAAAACAAUUGAGGAAAAAUUGAACUCAGGACUCAAAGUAGAUAUUUCAAAUGUCUCCUCCAGGGCAAAAUCACCUUUUGUUAAGAACCACUGACCUCUAUUAACUUUCAAUCCGCCAAUCAAUCAAUCAGAAGUUCUGAUUCAAUCAAGCAGGAAAAGUGUCUAUCAGGAAAACAAGACCCAAGCAUUAUUGGGUUUUCUGAACCCACCCCAAUUUUUCUUUUUUCAAUCCAGGUGUCCUGCCUUCUGGAUAGGUCUCAGGAACAUAGCAAUACGUUUUGGAGCACUCCUAGCUGAGAGAAUUUCAGCCCUAAAUCUAGAUUCAAGUUUCCCAAAGGCGACAAAUGGAGAAGAAAGGCCAUCAGAACAAAUUUGGAUUUUUCUCAAAAUCAAACAAAAUUAAAGGAAAAUAAUACGUAUGGUGUUGCAGGAGCGCCACCUAUUGGAAGGUAGUUUUUCUGUAAAAGAAAAUUGAAAAGAUCUAAUAACCCCCUCUAUUUGAAUAUUAUUUUUUAAAGUUUUAAUUUUUGUUUA
This is a messenger RNA of Leopardus geoffroyi (Geoffroy's cat), 1175 nucleotides long. RefSeq names its product CD3g molecule (gene CD3G). Gene Ontology annotation, cellular component: external side of plasma membrane; membrane; alpha-beta T cell receptor complex. Gene Ontology annotation, molecular function: transmembrane signaling receptor activity. Gene Ontology annotation, biological process: positive thymic T cell selection; cell surface receptor signaling pathway. NCBI's taxonomy places the organism in Eukaryota, Metazoa, Chordata, Mammalia, Carnivora, Felidae. The record is from RefSeq and is a predicted model, not a curated record. Bases 116 to 664 code for a protein of 182 amino acids. The transcript has 7 exons.